UGUUUGUCUACAGCAGCUACAUACACCACAACGGCUCAUUUAAGAGCCACAUCUUGAGAACGUCUUUGACUUUCAGCUACAUACACCACAACGGCUCUUUUAAGAGCCACAUCUUGAGAACGUCUUUGACUUUGUUGUUCCAGCUAAAAUAAACAAAACAACAACAAAAAGAACAUGUACCUGAUAGUGGAGUUCAUCGGAGAAGGGAGUACCGGUCCUGUAGCAAAGUCCUGGUACUCAGAUGGCCACUCAUGGUGGCCUCCAUACAAAGACUUGGACCGGUUACUAAAGAGCGUCAGGUUGAUGGAGGCACCACAGCCAGAUAAGGGUUGGACCAAGCAUCAGGCCAGAAUUCUACAUGAGUCGGCAUCAUUUGACAACAUUUCCAGAAAAUGGAAAAGGGCAUGCUACACUUCUGACAUCUCAGAAUCUGAAAAUUCUAUAAAAAGAAUUCACAAAAAGAAAACAUUCUCAUCAGAUGAUGAGCUUCAUGAAACCCCCAACAAAAAAAUAAAAAUUAAUAGAGACAAAAAUCCACCUACACCAAAAAUCCAGCCCGCACCAAAAGCCCCGCCUGCACCAAAACCUCCAGCACCUCUAAAAUACAUCAAGACAAAAGGUCCUGUUGUACGACCUCUGCUUACAACAAGCAAAGCAGUGAACUCUUUCAGCAAUUCACUUGUUAAUCACCACCAAAGGGCCAUGGAGAAGCCACAGCAGGCCCGUUUUGAGACUUUCCCCAGCUGUCAAGCUCCAGAUGUUCCCAUGAGCUUCUCCCAGGCAGAUGAGCCACAAGAUGCUUGGGGUGAACACUCACCUGACAUUCAAGAGAAUGCAUUUUCUUUGCUGAGACCUUCAAGUUCCAAGCAAGAAAGAACACAGCACCGCCAACUGGAAACUUGGGAAGAACACCCAUCUAUCACUCAAGAGAACAAAUUCUCUGCCUUAAGACUCUCUCAAGACCAAAGACCAUCAACCACACAACAAGGAAGAAUGCAAACUGUUCCAGUGAGCUUGUCCAAUGAAAAUGAGCAAGAGGAUGCUUGGGGUGAACACCCAUCUAACUUUCAAGAGAACACAAUCUCUGAACAGAGAUCCUCAAGUACCCACCAGCCAAGAACAAAUAGUGCUUCUGGUGUGAGACGAUGGAGCUGCAUCACUAAUCAAUGUACACCUGUUGAGAGGACAAUUCUGAAAGCACUUAAUGAACUGGACAUGAAGAUCAAUCAUCUGACUUCAGUGGUCCAGUCCCUUGCAGCAAACAACCGUUCCAGUGCUCCAGUGGUGGACAGCGAGGAUGAUGUCUUUCCUCUCACACCCUGGAGGAACUAG
Molecule: messenger RNA, 1332 nt
Organism: Carassius carassius (crucian carp)
Lineage: Eukaryota; Metazoa; Chordata; Actinopteri; Cypriniformes; Cyprinidae
Exons: 15
Coding region: 175-1332 (385 amino acids)
Source: RefSeq, a predicted model, not a curated record